CUCCGCUGAGUCCGCCCGCGCGUCUCCGCCGUCGCCGCCGCCCCCCCAUCCCGGCCCCCCUCCCCCCGGGUUCCCUCAGCCCAGCUCGGUCCAGCCCGGUUCCCGGGAGGAUGAAGUUCGUAUACAAAGAGGAGCAUCCGUUCGAGAAGCGCCGCUCUGAGGGCGAGAAGAUCCGAAAGAAAUACCCAGACCGGGUCCCGGUGAUAGUAGAAAAGGCUCCUAAAGCUCGGAUAGGAGAUCUGGACAAAAAGAAAUACUUGGUGCCUUCUGAUCUCACAGUUGGUCAGUUCUACUUCUUGAUCCGGAAGCGAAUACAUCUCCGAGCUGAGGAUGCCUUGUUUUUCUUUGUCAACAAUGUCAUUCCACCCACUAGUGCCACUAUGGGUCAGCUAUACCAGGAACACCACGAAGAAGACUUCUUUCUAUACAUUGCCUACAGUGAUGAAAGUGUCUACGGUCUGUGAAGCUGCUGCCCCUGAGGUGGGGGGUCCCAUUCCACAAAGAGAGAGGUGGCACCCUUUUCUUGACCUCCACCUCCUUCAGGCUCAUACACACCACCUCCCUUCUUUGGGACCUGCACUUCUUAAUGUUUGAGGCUCUUUCUCCAGCCCCUCUUAGCAGGAGGGGUAAUGGUGGACAUGACCUCUUGUACCUCUCCUUUCUCCCCUUUCCCCACCUUUCUUUGUCCUCCAUCCUGACUCCACUUUAGACUUCUUGAUUGUCAAUCUCUGUCACCUCCAGUGAUUGUUUUGGUUUCUGUUCCUUUCUAACUGCCCAGGGGGCUCAGAACCCCAACAAUCCCUUCCUUUCAUUACCUUCUUUUUGGGGGGUAGAUGGAAGGGCCUGAAAUUGUCGGGGGAAGGUAGGAGGCACAUCAAUAAAGAGGAAACCACCAAGCUGAACUGAA
This is a messenger RNA of Marmota flaviventris (yellow-bellied marmot), 907 nucleotides long. RefSeq names its product GABA type A receptor-associated protein (gene Gabarap). The record is from RefSeq and is a predicted model, not a curated record. Lineage: Eukaryota; Metazoa; Chordata; Mammalia; Rodentia; Sciuridae.